GAACCUUGAGCGCGCGGAACCUCGGUGCCGGAGCAGGGGCGCGGCGGACCGGCAGCGCGAUGGAGCAGACGUGCUGGCCGCGGGCUGAGGCCGACGCGCCGGGGGAGGAGGAGGCGGGGGCGGCUAUGGCUGCCGUGGCGGCGGCAGGUGGUACGGGCCCGGCCGUGUUGCAGGUGGCUGGUCUGUACCGGGGGCUGUGCGCCGUGCGCACCCGCGCCCUAGGCCUGGGGCUCGUGUCCCCCGCGCAGUUGCGCGUGUUCCCGGUGCGCCGCGGCUCGGGCGGCCCCGCGGGGGGCGCCGACGGCAGCGGGGUUGGAGCCGAGCUCGAAGCCAACCCCUUCUACGACCGCUACCGAGACAAGAUCCAGCAGCUGCGCAGGUCUGACCCAGCUGCUUUUGAAUCCCGACUGGAAAAGCGCAUUGAGUUUCGGAAGCAGCCAGUGGGGCACUCCAGGCAAGGUGACUUUAUCAAAUGUGUAGAACAGAAGACAGAUGCCCUGGGGAAACAUCCUGUGAGCAGAGGAUUCACUAAGGGCAAGACUCUCAGUUCAAUCUUUAACAUUGAGAUGGUGAAAGACAAAACUGCAGAAGAAGUAAGACAGAUUUGGCAGCAGUAUUUUGCAGCAAAAGAUACGGUCUAUGCAGUUAUUCCUAAAGAGAAGUUUGACUUGAUCUGGUCCCGGGCUCAGUCCUGUCCAACAUUUCUCUGUGCACUACCAAGAAGGGAAGGUUAUGAGUUCUUUGUAGGACAAUGGACAGGUACUGAACUCCACUUCACUGCACUUAUAAAUAUUCAGACCCGAGGGGAUGCUGCAACCAGCCAGCUGGUUUUAUAUCACUACCCUGAACUUAAGGAAGAAAAGGGCAUAGUGCUGAUGACAGCAGAAAUGGAUCCCACAUUUCUGAAUGUUGCUGAGGCACAGUGCAUUGCCAACCAAGUUCAGCUGUUCUAUGCCACCGACCGGAAGGAGACCUACGGGUUAGUGGAGACCUUUAACUUCAGACCAAAUGAGUUCAAGUACAUGUCUGUCAUUGCUGAAUUGGAGCAGAGUGGACUUGGAGCAGAACUGAAAUGUGCCCAGAACCAGAAUAAGACUUAGAGCUAUGAGGGCUGGCUUACAGAGUCUGCUUAGCCCUGAUAGUUUUCUGCAGCCCACCUGGCCCCUUGAACUUUUGGGAGCUUAGCAGCUAUAAGGAGCAAUCUCUGAUGGGUUGCCUUGUAUGCUUAUCACAAGAAGUAAUCGUGGAGGUGAGCCCUAUUGCUUGAUAUUCUGGAAUAAAUGUACCCAAACAUUCUGAUAAUUAUAUCCCAGGAUACUUAAGCCUUCCUUUUUAAGUGUUUGAGGUCAUAACCAGAGAGAGCUAAGGAUCCACAGGAUGGUGACUUUACACAGUAUAAUUGUGCUGUGUAUCCCUUCGACCUCAUAGCUCCCAAAUGAUUAGUUCUUCAUAUUUAUAAAUUUGUGGCAGGAUAGUAAGCUUGAAGACCUGCUAUAAUUUGAUGUGGGCUUUGCAUACUCUUCCUGUGUGCCCCUUGGCUGGCCAAAGGUAUAGCCCAAAUAUCCUGUUUAGACUCUAGAAUGACCAGAUAUUGCCAUCAGGAUUCAGACUUCAUCUAGAUGUCUCCAGAGUUGCCUUUCAUGGAGCUGGUUUGGAGGGUCAGUAGAUUUCAGGUAUAGUGAAACACACAAGUACAGUGCCUGCGCAUUUCUAAACCAUAGUUUGUUAUACCUGCUCCUCUAACUUUGCCUAUUAGAAGCUGUGUAUCUGGAGAGGGUGAAUCAGCGCAGUGUAAAUAAAUCAACACUUUUGAAAGGAGAGGAACCAUCCCGAUUUGCAUGUUGUGUUUUAUUUAAUGUGUUUUAAACAACUCUAAGCCAUGCCAGUACUAUAUGAAAAAGUAAGUGGAAGCAAAUGUCCCCAUAUUGGGUAUGGGGAAAAUGUAGCAAUAAAAUAAAGUCUGGCUUACAGUCUUUUUACACCAAACAGUGAGAUCUAACCUAUGUGCUAUCCUUGGUGUCAGUGUAAAUCUCAUCUUUGGACUCAGCAGUUGCUUGAAAUGCGAAAAAUAAGAAAGGUAUUCUCCAGCACUGGAAACUCACAUUUGGUUUGUAGUGUCACUGCUGUGGCUCCAGGCUCAGCACUAGAAGAAGGCAGUGGUUACACACCAGCCUUCUGAAUCUGAGGUCCCGGGGCCCCCAGUAUUGUUGUCAGUGCCCUUUACUAUGUGUUUCCUUUUCUUGACCUGGCGUGCCCCACUUUGCUGCUCCUGCCUGAGGUCUGCUUGUGUGACCCCGAAUUGGUAAGUGGGAAGGUAACCAGUACUUGCAGCCUGUGUGUUUGUGUAUUUUCUUUAUUAUAGAAGUUUGCUUAUAGGUUGGACCUGUCCCCAAGCUCUUUAGAUGGGCUUGGACUUUGCAUUAUUUUCUGAGCUGUGUUUAUUUUGUCAUACUUCUGAGUCUGCAUAGAAAGAGAUAUUGUUUGUUUAACCUGGAAUUGCUGCUACCCUUUCACAGUUUCUCUAAAGGCUGAACUGUUCUAAUGCAAAUUCUGCCUGCCUCUAUCUAAAGGCUGAACUGUUCCUAAUGCAAAUUCUGGACCUGCCUCUAGUUCUGACAGUUCAUUUUUUGAGAAACUUGAGUCUGGAUGUUUUGAUCUUUGACAUUGGGUGGAGUUGCCUUUGUGGGUAUCCGGUUAUGUUUGCCUUUCCCUUCAGAUAGACCCAGUUCUUGGCCAUAGUACAUUUUAUAACAUCUCCACCAGAGGUUCAAAAGAGAUAAGAAUUGGCUGCUCAUUCCUCCCAGCUUUGCCCUAGAUCCCCACUUGCCAGAAAGGGAUAUAUACAUGGACAGUUACAUUGGACAUGAUCAAAAUGCCAUCUGGCUGUUCUCUAUAUUUACGUGGUGCAAUCUAACAAAGAACAAAAGAAAAUUGUUAACAGUCAGUAAAUUGUACCCAGGUGCAACAUGAUAUAGAAAGUGGACAAGCUUGAGUUAAAUGAAUCUGGGUUCAGAUGUCAGUGUUGGGUUUCAUUGGCUGUAUGCUGUUGAACAAAUUACUUAAACCCUCUGAUUCUGUUUCUCUAUCUAUAAAAUGUAUAAUAUCUACCUCAUAGGAUUAUUGUGAGAAUUAAAUAGGCUUAUACAUACACUAUGGUAGAGCUUAAUAAAUGUAAACACCCUUCUUUUUUUCUAAUCCCCCUCCUCUCUUUAAAGACCAACACAAAUUAGCAUUUCAAACAUGCAGAUCAUUCUUCAUUGCCAUGGCAAGAGCAAACCUUAUCUCACAAGUUCUCAAACUUUAAAUUGCAGUAGAAUUACCUAGAGCACUUUAAAAUGCAUAUUCUCCUGUCCCUCAACCUACUGGAUCAUAAUCUUUGCCAGAGGUGCUGGGAAUCUGCAUUUAAUAUGUGCUCCAGAUGAUUCAAGUGUGGGUCAUUCACCAGUCACAGGUUGAGAACCAUUGCCUUGUCUGUUCGUCCCGAAAAAUCUCCCAUUAGCCAGAUCUUUCUUUCCUGUGGACAUUAGACUUACGAUUGGUUCCUUUGCUCUUGCCCCCCAUAGUGUUCUCCCUUUGCAUACUUUCCAGUAUAAGUAUGUAUGUAUGUAUCUUUUUCCCCCACUAGACUGUGAGCUCCUUGAGGGCCAGGGUUUAUCUCCAUUCCCAGUGCCAAGGACAUGGCCUGGAACAUAGAAGAUACUCAGUUGUUUGUUGACUAAAUAAAUGACAUGGAUUUUAGCCAAAACAUUA
Molecule: messenger RNA, 3750 nt
Organism: Mustela erminea (ermine)
Lineage: Eukaryota; Metazoa; Chordata; Mammalia; Carnivora; Mustelidae
Gene: ATPAF1
Product: ATP synthase mitochondrial F1 complex assembly factor 1
Exons: 9
Coding region: 60-1100 (346 amino acids)
Biological process (GO): mitochondrial proton-transporting ATP synthase complex assembly
Cellular component (GO): mitochondrion
Source: RefSeq, a predicted model, not a curated record